CGGACGAGUUGAUGGAAGAUUUCAUCAUGAUAAGCUUGCAGUCUAUGUUGAUUUAGCAGGAUUCUUCGAGAUGACUUGAUGGAUAUAUGCAUUUAAAAGGUCUUUAAAAUGUUUGCGCCAGCUGGUCAACCAGAACUUGUUCGUUCAAACCAGAAAGAUGUAUACUAUCUUGGUUUCUUAAGAGAAGGCAUCGGACAAAUAUUCAGGAACGUACGAGGCCCUUUCUCUUGGAUCAAAUGGAAGACAGAGUUAGAUUUAUUUGCUGACAUCUGUUAUUUUGGUCUAACUACAAUAAGUGGAUAUCAGACACUUGGUGAGGAGUACUGUAAUAUUGUGCAAGUGGACACAAGCAAGACAAGGAUCCCUUCAACAUUGCUGAGAGGAAGUCUUGUCUUUCUCUACGCACUUGGUCCAUAUCUGGUUGACAAAGCUUUAACAAGGCUGGAACUUUGGUUGCAAACCCAAGGCGAUUCUCCUUAUGGAAUUCAUCCAAGAGUGAGAAAUACUUUAUCCACCUUGAUCCCCAUUGUCAGAGCAGGUGUUGUUUAUGUCCACCGAGCGCACCUGGCAUUGUUUUACUUGAACGGCAUAUUUUAUCAUAUUGCGAAAAGGAUCACUGGAAUUCAAUACCUGCUUGUACGAAACAGUCUCAGGAAUGACGGCUCCAGACCAACUUACCGCCUGCUUGGCUAUCUGUCCGUUGUACAAAUGAUUAUCACUUUGAUUCUGACAAUGUUCCAGCAUCUGAAAUCUGGCAAACCAUUGGAGCGCCUCGUCUCACAAGACAAGCCAGCGGCUACAAGCAUCAAUACUAGUAGCGGUAUAAAAUGUGCACUGUGCUUGGAAAAACUGCAAGAGAAGACAGCGACUCCGUGUGGACAUCUUUUCUGUUGGAAGUGUAUUACAGAAUGGUGUGCCAGCAAGCCUGAAUGUCCGUUAUGUCGUGAAUCUGUUCAGCUGUCCAGGUUGGUUUUCCUGCAUCAUUACGAACCUACAUGAAGGCCCCACGUGACCUGUAGUAACGUUUACAGACAAACGCACCCUUAGAAGCGACUGGUUGUAUCAGCUGUGUUUAGAGCCUCUUAUAAUUUUGGUGACGGUGAAUCGAUAGAUUCCUCUAGCUUAUUACUAUCUGAACCCAGUUGUGCUAGUUACGGGCCAUGUGGAGAGUUUUGCGCUACAAGAAGGUUAUGACUAUGAAGAAGCAAAAUAAUUAUCACUUCGUUUGAUGCAACUUUGAUUGUCAAAGAAAGCUGACAGAGCAUAUUUCCAAACUUUUAUAAAUUUCCUGCAUAGUUCAACAUUUGAUGAUCUUUUUUCGCUGUAAUUUUUAGGAAGUAUUAGGGAUUAUUUACUUAGUGACGUGAGCACUCAUCGAUAUCGAGCUUGCGUUUGUUCAGUUCUCAUACCUUCGUGUUUACUUAUUUUGAUGUGCCGUGUACCCGUUUGAAGGAAAUUUCAUUCCUCAAAAGCAUAAAACGGACACUAUUGCUCCUGACCCAGGCUGCGAUACAAUGUACCAUUUCAACUUGAUAUUAGAGAGAUUUUGGUAUUUAAGUUCAAAACUUUCAUCAGAUACGCGAUCCUGGGUGUUUUCGAAAUUCGCAGUAAAACCAAAUAAAAGCUACUAACAUUGUCUGAGCUUGCUUUCGAAGACUGCGUGGCUGUAAUGUAAAUACUAACUACACAUACUUUUCGAUCUCUGCUGGAACACAUCGCUUUGAGAAAACAUCGAUAUAACACCGAUCUAACCGCGACAAUUACACUAGCUUUAGUGAUGUUCUCAGCUUUGAAAAUACAGAUUUAAAGUGCUUGUUUCGGAAGGCGAACAAAAAGGGAUUCAGCGCUGAGUUAAGGUAGCAAAGCAUUAACAACAUCUUAGAAAGUUCGUAAGGAUAUGGCGUUAAGCCGACCAAGUUUGCGACGAUGCUGAAAUACGAGAAUGGCUGCCAGCAGAAGAAGAUAGCCACGACGAACAUUGAAGUAGUCUUUCGGCUCUGAUGUUCUUUAAGUACACCUUUUUUUCAUCUAUAGUCGGCUGUUUAGCUGAUGACAAGCCACCAUUGUUGCCAAACUUCGGCCCAUGAUUUCGGGAAAUGCGAUAAAUGAGGAUGUAAAACAAACAUGUGACCAGCAAAGGGAGUAUAAAAUUUA
Pocillopora verrucosa is the source of this 2154-nucleotide messenger RNA. Its product is annotated as peroxisome biogenesis factor 10. Lineage: Eukaryota; Metazoa; Cnidaria; Anthozoa; Scleractinia; Pocilloporidae. Gene Ontology annotation, biological process: protein import into peroxisome matrix. The record is from RefSeq and is a predicted model, not a curated record. Gene Ontology annotation, molecular function: zinc ion binding. Gene Ontology annotation, cellular component: peroxisomal membrane.